GGGAAUUGGCCGCGACUUCACAUUUUCACAACCCCGAGCCACGAAAUUGUCUGAAGCCCAACACACGCCGAGGUGAGUGCAAUCCGGCUCGUCGAUAUAUCCAACCUGUUCCCGACAUUAACCUGAGCCUCCAGACUAUCGAUUCUUGGGGAAAAUGGCUUCCAGACCUACCGUCACGAUCCUCGGCGCCGAUGGCGCUGCCACCGGUGCAACUCACACCUACCCGACCGUGUUCCUGAGCCCGAUCCGCCCGGAUAUCGUUCAGCAAGUCCACACCGGAAUGGCCAAGAACAAGAGACAGCCUUAUGCCGUCAGCGAGAAGGCCGGCCACCAGACCUCUGCCGAGUCCUGGGGAACUGGACGUGCCGUUGCGCGUAUUCCCCGUGUCUCCGGUGGUGGUACCCACCGUGCCGGCCAGGCUGCCUUCGGUAACAUGUGCCGUUCCGGUCGCAUGUUCGCCCCUACCAAGACCUGGAGGAAGUGGCACAUCAAGAUCAACCAGGGCCAGAAGCGAUUCGCUACUGCCUCCGCUCUGGCUGCGUCCGCCAUCCCCCCUCUGCUGCUCUCCCGUGGUCACCAGAUCUCGACUGUCCCCGAGGUUCCGCUUGUCGUCGACUCGGCCGCUUUCGAUGGUGACGCCAUGGCCAAGACCUCGGCUGCUCUGGGUCUCCUGAAGGCUGUCGGUGCCGGCAGUGAUGUGGAGAAGGUCAACAAGUCGAAGAAGCUCCGCGCCGGAAAGGGCAAGCUCAGGGGCCGGCGGUACCGCCAGCGCCGUGGUCCCCUCGUUGUCUACGACCCCGAGGUUGACGGCAAGGAGCUUAUCAAGGGCUUCCGCAACAUCCCCGGUGUUGAGACCUGCUCUGUCUACGCUCUCAACCUCCUCCAGCUCGCUCCGGGUGGCCACCUCGGUCGCUUCAUCAUCUGGAGCUCGGCCGCCUUCAAGGCGCUCGACAAGGUCUACGGCACCACCACCGAGCCGUCGGCGCUCAAGAAGGACUUCCUCCUGCCGUCCAACGUCGUCUCGCAGGCAGAUCUCGGCCGUCUGAUCAACAGCUCCGAGGUCCAGAGCGUCCUCCGGGCCCCCAAGGGCGAGGCACGCACCAAGCGCGGCCACGUGCAGAAGAAGAACCCGCUCCGCAACAAGCAGGUCCUCCUCCGCCUCAACCCGUACGCUUCCACGUUCCAGAAGGAGAAGCUCGGCGAGCAGAAGAAGGAGGGUGGCAAGCCCCAGUCGGUACCGGAGAGCUUCAAGGUGCUACUGAACGAGAACUAGGAUGGUUCCCAAGAAAAAGGGGAGGGGAUCGGGCUGCAUGGUUGCUACUUUCGAGGCGUAAUGGCAUAGGAAUGUGCUAAAUCCAUUUUCAAUCAAGUUCUCUGAAGAUCCCGAGCCAAACUCGCCACUGCUGUUCCGUGUGAUGCAUCGUAGUCUCUGCAAGCGGCUUCGGCUCCUUAUUUCCAGGGACUUGAUUUGAAGAUUUUGGCUGUUACUAAAGAGCCAGCCUGCGUGAGUAGAGCGGCAUUGAUAAGAAGAGUGGGUUGCCGGUUUUAGAGCCAGAAGUUGAGAUGUCCAUCCCUGAAUUGAUACAUGCAGUGUCAUUCUAAAUGAGACUGUGCUCUGCAGAGCAUCAAUCACUAUUCCGAGUAAUUUUUUUUCUCACUUGUUUUCUUUCUUACAUGGCUAGAAUCCGUACCUCUUAACAUGAAGACAUCCUCCGACUGCGCAACGAAAUGCCCUCCCCACCCCUCAAGCCCGACG
This is a messenger RNA of Phialemonium atrogriseum, 1756 nucleotides long. Its product is annotated as putative 60s ribosomal protein l4-a. Gene Ontology annotation, cellular component: cytosolic large ribosomal subunit; ribosome. The transcript is spliced from 3 exons. Gene Ontology annotation, biological process: translation. The coding region runs from base 155 to 1273 and encodes 372 amino acids. The record is from RefSeq and is a predicted model, not a curated record. Lineage: Eukaryota; Fungi; Ascomycota; Sordariomycetes; Cephalothecales; Cephalothecaceae. Gene Ontology annotation, molecular function: structural constituent of ribosome; RNA binding.